This is a messenger RNA of Osmia lignaria (orchard mason bee), 3289 nucleotides long. RefSeq lists its product as uncharacterized. Gene Ontology annotation, biological process: negative regulation of transcription by RNA polymerase II. NCBI's taxonomy places the organism in Eukaryota, Metazoa, Arthropoda, Insecta, Hymenoptera, Megachilidae. Gene Ontology annotation, cellular component: Sin3-type complex. The record is from RefSeq and is a predicted model, not a curated record.
CUAUACAAUAUAUAAAUCCUGUUUUUGAAAUCUGAACGAAAUGUUCCUACAAAAUGAAAUAUAGUAAAUAGAACAUUUAUUUAUCCAAUAACUAUUUACCUGCACUGUUCAGUGCUUACACUGGGCGCUACAAACUUCUAUAGCCUAUAGUCUAUAGCAAUAGAAAAGGUGCUGUUGUAGUUGUAACAUGUUUUUUUUCAAGGAACAUCAAUGAAACAGAAGUAUUUUAAAAAUGCCAUAUGUGCAUAUUUAAAUAAAUUGGUAAUGAUUUUACAGUGUUGUAUUUCUAUAAAGCACAGAGUACUAUUUGUUUAGUUACUGUUGUUACUAUUGCAUUUAUAAUGCAGUUGCUAUAAAAUCAAGUAACUUUUUGAAUUUGCUAAAAGACGAUAGAUUUUCAUCCACUGUGAAAUAUCAUGAAAAAUUUAUUUUAGAAAUAUAGUCACAUUUUAUAAGUAGUGUUAUUUAAUUUGUACGAAGCUAAAACAAUGGAAGAGGCAUAAACAUGAACAAAACAUUAAGUUCAAUAGAUAGUGGAGGUGAUAAACAUCUGUCAGAAACAACAGUACAAAGCAUAGUGCAAAAUUUGACUACCAUGCAAAAUAUGCAGAAUGCACAAAGUGUUGUUCAUAGUAACAUACAGAGUAUUCAAUCAACUCAGACCAUAGUAGGUUCAGUUGGAACAUCUACCAAUCUUGUAGGCAAAUCAAUGUCAAUGGAUACAAAUCCAAAGUUGCCUUUAAUGAAACCUGUAGUUCCUUCUGGUACUACGUCAACCUCUGAAACUAAUAAAAUAACCACAACGAUUUGUUCUGUGGGAUCUACAGUAAGAAUAAUAUCUCCAGGUAUGUUGAGUACAGUGGAACGUCAAAAUCAACCACAGGCUCAGCAAUUGUUACAACAGACGCAGCAAGUAACAGGCAUACCAGCAACCUAUCAUGUACCUAGAGGACCGGCAGCAGUUGCUAAUAUUUCAGCUCCUAGGUCAACUGUAGCUACUCCUAUUGUUAGAGCAAAUACAGGACAAACAGUACCUACCACAAGAGCAGGAAUAAGUACAACUAUUUCAAGUUCUCAGUGGCAACCUAAGACAUCAGUUGUAUAUGCACAACCACAAAGACAUCCAGCACCUCCAGUUAGUCGAGUUUCAAGACCACCGUCUACCGUGUAUACGAGUCAGCAGCCUCGUCUAAUUACACCAGCAGGACAAGGAAGGUCUGUUCAAGCCACAAUGGUCUCUGGAGUUCCUGGUACUCCGUCCAGAUUAAUAGCGCCUGUUCUUCAGGCAAACAAUAGUAUUACACGAUUGCCAGUAUCACAAAGUAGACCAACUACACCUCAAGUGGCAAACAUAUCACAGACUGCACAACCUGGUAGAUCUUCAACUCAAACUAUUCAACCAAAUCAAUCAAACAGACCUAGUACCGGUAUUGUGAAUCGUAUAGCUGUAUCCGCACCUGUAGUUGGUACUGCAAAUAGAAUAUCUGGUACAGCUUCGGUAACUGUUCAACCAACAGUGGGAAGGCAAUUAUCAAUUAACACUGUGGCUACUCCAUCGAGCAGUACUGUUAGUCGAAUUGUCAUCCCAUCUCAGCAAGUUCAACAACAGCAGCAGCAACAGCAACAGCAACAGCAGCAGCAGCAGCAGCAGCAGCAGCAGCAGCAACAACAGCAACAACAACAACAGCAGCAAUCGCAACAACCACCACCGCAACAACCACAACCGCAACAACCACAAUCACAAUCGCAAACAGCUCCACGUGUUGUUCAAACAGUAACUUCUUUAUCAAGUCUCAGUACAGUGUCGCGUGUAAUUGCUACAACAACAAGUACAUCAAAUACCACAAGAGUGUCACAGCCGACAUCAACCACGGUUGCUAGACUUACUGGGAUGUCUUUACAUCCUUUACCUUUAGCACCUGCAAGAGUUACGUCAGCACCUGUUAAAACAGUGCAGGCACAAAGUAUUGGACAAACUGUCCAAAUUAAAUCUUCCCAACAAUCUGGAUUUCGAGUUUCUUCGGCUAGUAAUACAAAUAAUAAUUCAAAUACAGCACCCGCUCAGUCAGUUCAAGGACAAUAUUUGCAUUCUCCCCAUACUGCUACUUAUUAUUCCUUUGAACCAACAGGAACAUAUACUCAAUAUCGACAAACUCCAGUAAGAUUACUCGUUGAACCCGGAUACGAUGAACCACAUACUAAAACAAACGCAUCUCCAAGACCAAGUAUACUUAGAAAAAGGGAUCAUGAUAAUUCACCUAUUAAAGGUGCAGCAAAAAAUUUAGUUCCUGUACUUGCAUCUUUACCGCCUGUCACCACAUCCAGUCCACCUUGUUCACCAAGAGGAGAUCAAGAUGGUGGAGGUUGUCAAAGUUCGGGAUCCACUACGGUUUCAGCAACAUCAUCGCCAGGACUCGAUGAAGAACCAGAACAAUCUAGAAUUACUAUAAAUCCAACAGUUGAGAUGUCUCCAAGGAAAAAACCUCGAAAACAACAACUUACCGGUGUAGAAUUAACGGAAUCAAGAUGUACAGAAGAAGAAAUGCAAUUCAUCACAGAAGAGAGAAUGAAGAAGGAACUUAAAGAAGAACCGAAAGAAAAAUUGUUGGAAAAGAGGCAAGCUUCAAACACGCAGUGUGAUGUAAUCAAGUCUCCUAUACAACAGUCAACCGUUCCAAUGCGAGCACGGCCUACACCUAGCUUAUUAGGACCUUCCUGGAAAAAUAGAUGGGGAAGUAGACUUCAUCAUUAUAGAAGACCAAGUGAGGUUCGACCUCGCGAAGAAAGACGUCCCACGGUUGCAGAAAUAGCCCAACAAAAACAUGUAUUACAGAAAUUAAAUGGUUGGAAGGUAUAUCAUCUUACCGCGCAGAUGGAAGACAUUGCUGAUCUUGAAAAACAAGUACAUGAAAAAUUGAAAACAACACUAAACAUGCUUGAAUCGCAACAAAAUGUUAGAAGUAGACAGGAUGACGGACUUGAACGUGUAAACGAAUUGAUUAAAGGAAAUAUGCAGCGCAGUAGUUUAAUUAGCGAAGGAAUGAAUGAAGCACGCACGCAACUUAUUGCUAUAUUUCAGCAUAAAGGACCUAUUACAGACAUUUUACAACGGUGCGGUAAUAAACGAGCUCAAAAGAAACGAGAUAAAUGAGCUAGCGUUUGCAUCGAAUUGCAAUGAAUAUGUUUAUAAGGAACCCUUGCAUAAGCGAGGUUUAAAAGGGAGUUAUUUUUAUCUGUGUCACAGAAUCUAUAUUAUAGGAGUAAAAUAAAUGAUUUUAUAAGACUAUGA